This is a messenger RNA of Priceomyces carsonii, 1374 nucleotides long. RefSeq names its product putative mannosyltransferase (gene KTR4). Gene Ontology annotation, biological process: protein N-linked glycosylation; cell wall mannoprotein biosynthetic process; protein O-linked glycosylation. The record is from RefSeq and is a predicted model, not a curated record. Gene Ontology annotation, molecular function: alpha-1,2-mannosyltransferase activity. Lineage: Eukaryota; Fungi; Ascomycota; Pichiomycetes; Serinales; Debaryomycetaceae. Gene Ontology annotation, cellular component: Golgi apparatus; membrane. The transcript has a single exon. Bases 1 to 1374 code for a protein of 457 amino acids.
AUGAUAUCGGCCAAUUCUAUUAGAAUAUCGAAGGCGAUCUUCAUAUUGAUUAUUUUGAUCAAUGUUACCGGGUUGCUCUUCGCAUUGAUAUAUUUGAAUUCACAUAAAUAUGUUGAUAAGGGAAGGAUAUGGAACGGUAUCCAGAUGUUCAAUGAUAAAUAUAAACCAAAAGCAGUAGCGAAUAGUCUACUUGAAGAUAUUGGUUACCAGAUAGAGCCCCAAAAUGUUCAAUUUAAAUUUAUUAAUCCGAAGAAUAAACACGGUCUGCCAGAUAUGAUAUUGCAACAAAAUUCCAACAGAUAUGCUGAUUUAGUAUCUAAAGAAAUUAAUGAGCCCAAAGACUUUAAUAUUGACUCCAUUAGACCUCCUGAGGACAUCAGUGGGUAUGACCACGCUAAUGCGACAAUAAUCGCUUUGGUUAGAAACACAGAGGCUUCAGGUAUUAUCAAAUCAAUCCGAAGACUUGAGAAAGCAUUCAAUUCUAAGUUUCAGUAUCCUUACACAUUUUUGAAUGAUCAACCUUUCACUGAAAGAUUCAAAGAUAGGAUGAGAAAAGCCAGCAGUGCACCUAUGAACUUCGUCCAAAUCCCCCCGCAAUUGUGGGAUCAGCCUUCAAACAUAGACACUAAAAAAGAAAGAGAAGCAAUGAGAGCAAUGGCAGAUCAUAAUAUUGCCUAUGCCCAAAAGAAAUCUUACCAUAAUAUGUGCAGAUUUUACCUGGGAAACUUUUACAAUGUUCCUGAAUUACAAGAUUAUCGAUAUUACUGGAGACUCGAGCCAAGCGUCGACUUCUACAGUGACGUAAAUUAUGACGUAUUUAAAUACUUGGAGGGGACUAAGAAAAAGUAUGGAUUCACAAUCUCUCUCUACGAUAUCGACGAAUCUGUUGCAACUCUUUGGCCCGAAACACUCAAGUUCCUAAAUACAGAUGAUAAUUUCAAGCUUGUUAAUAAAAAUGGCGCAUUCCAAUGGUUAUUAGAAGACCAACAAAAUCCCAAAAAAAACCUCGUUGCUAAUGGAUAUUCUACUUGCCACUUCUGGUCUAACUUUGAAAUUGGUGAUAUGGAUUUUUUCAGAAGUGAGCCUUACGAUAGUUGGUUCAGGUACUUGGACUCCACUGGCAAGUUCUAUUAUGAGAGAUGGGGCGAUGCACCAGUGCACUCUGUAGGCUUGAGCUUAUUCGCUGAUAAAAAUGAUAUUCACUGGUUUAGAGAUAUAGGGUAUUAUCAUGAUCCAUAUCUCAAUUGUCCAAAUACCCCAAAAGCUUCAGGCUGUGAAACUGGAAAAUUCAGUAUAUGGAAACAUUUAUCUGACCAAAACUGCAUGAUGAGUUGGGUCGACUACUCAAUUAAUGAUCCUGAUGCUAUAUAUUGA